AUGCCCACGCGAAGGAAACAACCAGAUCCACAACCCCUGCCGGCCAGGAAGCAGCAGCCGGCGACGAUGCAGACAAAAGACGACCUCGACGUGUCAGACACCGAAUCGUACUUUUCCUCCAAACACGAACCCGAAUACCUCACGCGCUUGACACUUGCCGUUGCCAAUGGUGCUCGACGUCGCCGUCGUCCGUUCCGCCAUCACAUCCGGCCCAUCAAGCAUGGGGAAUAUGCGAACGACGGCCCAACUUCACCAGCGACCACCAUCUCGACGUUCUCGCUGAAAUCUGGCGAGACUGGCUUCCGCUAUCUCGUCUCGGACGAUUCUGUCGAGGUCGCAGAAGAUUGUGCGAGGCGAAUCGACAGCCCCAAAGAUCGCCCGGCCACCGCAUCCACCAGACGCCAGAGAAGCAACUCUGGAGCAUCCGACGCCUUGCCUCAGAUCCAGGCUCCUUCGCUUGUGCUUCCUGACAGCCGAUACACUGCAUAUGACGACCUUGAUUCCGACUCGGACGAUGACUCGUUAAAGUCCCUCGAGGCAGGAUUUCUGUCUCCACACCAGCAACGCCGAGGACCGUAUGAUGGCCAGCGACACACGAGUUCGUCCCAGAGACUUCGAGGCUAUGCAUUGAGGCCGUCGAAAAGUACGGUCAAUAUCUCGUCGCCUGCUCUCGCAAAUCGGUUGGGUGUGCCUCUCAGCGCGGAGCUUGAAGUUUGGGUCGACGAUCUCAAGAAGUGA
Molecule: messenger RNA, 738 nt
Organism: Zasmidium cellare ATCC 36951
Lineage: Eukaryota; Fungi; Ascomycota; Dothideomycetes; Mycosphaerellales; Mycosphaerellaceae
Exons: 2
Coding region: 1-738 (245 amino acids)
Source: RefSeq, a predicted model, not a curated record